Oikopleura dioica is the source of this 888-nucleotide messenger RNA. The record is from the annotation of a GenBank genome assembly. NCBI's taxonomy places the organism in Eukaryota, Metazoa, Chordata, Appendicularia, Copelata, Oikopleuridae.
AUGACAUCUCCGCAGCCGGCGAAGAAAGGAUGUAUCACCUUUUCAAAUCAGUUCUAUUUGUACUUCAGCUUUGCUGGCACUGCCCUCUGCCUCUUUUUAUUCCAAAUAGUGUUCACGCUCGUUUUGGCUUAUCUCUUCCCAUCAUGUUUUUGCUCCGACAUGUUCCAUCACAUCACAAUUCUUCCAGCCAACGCGGCGAUGCUCAUGUUCGUGCUUUUCCUCUUCUUCGCCACUUUGUCUAUUUUCGGCAUGUUGGCGCUCUACGGAGUCUACAAAGAAAAGAUCGCCAAGAUCUAUCCUUUCCUUUUCCUCCUCGUUGUCGUCCUUGUUUCCAUGCUGAUCGGAGGCAUCAUCGGCGGGGUCAAGUCCAUUUCAGCUCCAGAAGCCAACCCGAUUGAAGAUACUGAAACUUCUUUUUCGCAACAAAAAGAGGAGAUUCUCUCAAUGCUCAGCAUAAUUCUGACAGAAGAAGGACUUGAGCUCGUAAAUUCACUGCUGGUUCUGACUGACCCUCAAUUCGUCUCGAUGGAUGUGCAGAAAAUGAUGGAGAAGUUUCUGAAACCCUCCGCUCUAGAAUUCGUCGAAGCUGGCGAAAAGACUCUGAUGGUUGCGGCGAUUAUUUCUGUCGUUGGAGUGUUGGUUAUGCUCAUUGGAACUAUUGUCUGUCUUUGGAAACUGGUACAGAAGAUGGCAGAAUAUCAGAAAGCAGAAGCAAAAAAGCGUAAUCUGGUGUCUCCCGAUGGCUACAUCCUCCAACACAACAACACUGUCAGCGUCCGCAGCAGAAACCACUCCCAGCAAAACCCGAAAGUAGAAUACCGUUCCAGCGUUUAUCACUCGCGCCAUGCACUCAGCUCCCAUUCCGAAGAGAUCCUGCUCAACAGCUAA